Messenger RNA from Paralichthys olivaceus (Japanese flounder), 1610 nucleotides. RefSeq names its product asialoglycoprotein receptor 1-like. The record is from RefSeq and is a predicted model, not a curated record. Lineage: Eukaryota; Metazoa; Chordata; Actinopteri; Pleuronectiformes; Paralichthyidae.
AGAAGAGCGGGUUUGAUUCUUCAGCUGCAGACACAGAGUCCGUCAGUCGUCCUGAAACGAGCUGAGGUGCAGAACAAGGAGGAUCGGGAACGUCCGUGUUCCACACGUCACAGAGGAGAGACGUCAUCCAGGGUACGAUGGUCGGUCACCAGUGGUUCACCAGGAUCAACAAUCCGACGACACGAGGAGCCGACACACACGCCAAGCAGGAGCAUGAAAUGUCUUCGCGUUCCUUUUGCACCAGGAACAAAGGGGCGUGUCAUCGACUCUGUGCUGUGGUCGCUCUCUCGGCGCUCUGUGUGUUGCUGCUCGUCACCUGUGCAGCUCUGUCUGUCCUGUAUAAUAAUCACACAAACAGGAAGUCAGAAAAGCUCUUCAACCACCAGAACAUGAGCGACGGCUACAAUUCUCUCACCAAAGCAAACAACAAGCUCAAAAGAGACAAUGAAAUCUUAAAGGAGCGAAACGCUCGUCUGCACGAACAGAACAAACUCGUCAACAGGACGACAGCUGAGCUCAGGUCCAUGAAUCUUGCCUUGAGUUUGAAAAGCAGCAAAUUAUCCGAGGGAAUCGUGAAUCUAACGUCCACAAACACGCAGCUAACGCAAGAAUACGAACAAUUGGCUCAGUACUCAUCCGAGCAGGAGGCACAGAGGCUGAACGUGUCUCAGACCGUCGACCUUCUGGUCAGUUCCAACACUCGCCUGCAGGAGGAGAAACGGCGACUGUCCGAGACGAGCGACCUCCUGAGGGACGAGAUGAUCCAGGUGAAGAGAGACAAUCAGGAGCUCGUGGAAAUCAAUGACAAGUUUCAAGGAGAAAUUCAGAAUCUGACCGAGAUGAUUGGAGCUUUUUCGAAGGACGACCUCGAGCAGCUUCAGGAGGAAGUCACGCAGCUCCAAGAACAAAACCAGAACCUCAGCGCGGUGCUGCUGAGAGAGCGACAGGAAGCGGCAGAGAAGGAGAGACGCAGGACGAAGGAGGUCCAGCAGAUGGCGGCGGAUCUACAUUCAGCGAACGAGGCCUAUCGCUCUUUAGACCUCCACUGCCCCGUGGUUAAUCAGAAGACCAGAGAGCGAAUUUGCAAAAAAUGUCACAACAGCUGGAAACAGUUUGAGUCAAAGUGUUAUUACUUCUCCUCGCGCACGCUGGACUGGAGCGCCAGCAAGUCCUGGUGCCGGACACAAGGGGGCGACCUGCUCGUCAUUAACAGUGAACAAGAACAGAAGUUUAUUUUUGACAGCAGUCGGACUCUGGAUCCGUCCGGCACCAGACUGUGGAUCGGUCUGAGUGAUGAAGACGAGGAGGGACGGUGGCGCUGGGUGGACGGCAGCAGAGUCACUUCAGAUGAGCAGUAUUGGCUGAGAAGACCGGGAGUCGGAGCUGAGCCGGACGACUGGAGGCUGGACGACCCUCUGGGAGAAGACUGUGGACACAUUGACACGUCUGAAAACGCACUCGAGUCCUGGAUGGAUGGUUCCUGUAAGAUCGCUUAUAGAUGGAUCUGUGAAAAGAACUUUUAGUUCUUCCACCAACAUUUGUAUUUCUCAUUUCAUAUUAAAAAACUGUUUCUGGGUAAAAGGGAGAAAAUAAAGGGAAAAUAUCUAUGA